AGGUCAGCUGUUCGUCAGUGAUCCAGCUUGCGUCUAGUCCUCGGGGUAGAGGAGGACGAAGAUGAGGGUCGCAACGUGUCAGCUCGCAGCUGUGCUGGCGCUUCUCCUUCCAUGCGCACAAGCUUUCACCCCUUCCUAUGUGAACGGCCGUUCCAUCCAACUCCGUGCUGCCAAGUCAUCCGCCGUCUCUGGAGUCCCUAACUUCCUUCGUCUGCGGAACAAUGCUGUGCGAUCGCUGCAGAUGGCGAUCAGCGAUGAAGCAAGAAUCUCUACUUCAGGAGGAGCCGGUGGCUUCUUCACUAACUCCAACCCGGAGGAUCGUCGUGUUGUUCCUGAGAACGUCAACGGCCGCAAGAAGUUCAAGGUCGUCUACGUCGUUCUCGAGUCUCAGUACCAGUCCUCCAUGACUGUCGCCUGCAAGCGCAUCAAUGCUGCUCAGCCAAACAUGUGCGUGGAGGCUGUCGGAUACCUUCUUGAGGAGCUCCGCAACCCGGAGACCCUCGAGGCGUUCAAGCGGGACGUUGAGUCGGCGAACAUCUUCAUCGGCUCGCUCAUCUUCGUGCAAGAGCUCGCCGAGAAGGUCGUCGAGGUUGUGAAGCCUCUCAGGGAGAAGCUCGAUGCUGUCCUCAUCUUCCCGUCCAUGCCCGACGUGAUGCGCUUGAACAAGGUCGGAACCUUCACCAUGGCUCAGAUGGGACAGUCGAAGUCCGUCAUCGGUGAGUUCAUGAAGAAGAAGAGGAAGGAGGACGGAGCCUCUUUCGAGGGCUCUAUGCUCAAGCUCCUCCGCACCCUCCCCAAGGUGCUCAAGUUCCUGCCGUCCGACAAGGCGCAGGACGCGAGGUCCUUCAUGCUCUCGUUCCAGUACUGGCUCGGAGGAUCCCCCGAGAACUUGGAGUCGAUGCUUCUCAACAUGGCCAACACCUAUGUCUAUGACGGCAAGAUGGUGAAGGAGGAAGAGAUCGCCUCUCCUGUCCUCCUCCCCGACGUCGGCAUCUGGCAUCCCCUUGCUCCCAAGGUCUUCGAGGACUCGACCGAGUACAACAGGUGGUACAACGAGGAGCACGCAAACUCUGUAGGCAUCGACCCCAAGAAGGCCCCGACCGUGGGAGUGAUCCUUCAGAAGUCGCACAUCAACACCAAGGACGAGUGCCACUACACCUCCCUCAUCCAGGAGCUCGAGGCCCGCGGUUGCCGCGUCAUGUGCAUCUACUCAGGAGGCCUCGACUUCUCGGGCCCGGUUGAUCAGUUCUUCACCAACGGCGCUGUCGUCCCUGACUCCGUCAUCAACCUCACCGGCUUCGCCCUCGUCGGAGGACCCGCGUCCCAGGACCACGACAAGGCGGUCGAGACUCUGUCGAAGCUCAACCGCCCCUACCUCUGUGCUGUUCCUCUGGUCUUCCAGUCCUUCGAGGAGUGGAAGGCGUCCGAGCUCGGACUUCAUCCCAUCCAGGUUGCCCUCCAGGUCUCCCUCCCUGAGAUCGAUGGAGCCAUCGAGCCCAUUAUCUACGGAGGACGCGACGGCCUCACCGGACGCACUGUCCCCCUCCCUGACCGCAUCUCCCUGCUCGCUGAGCGUGCGAUCAAGUGGGCCAACCUGAGGAUCAAGAAGAACAAGGACAAGAAGCUUGCCAUCUCGAUCUUCUCCUUCCCUCCCGACAAGGGUAACGUCGGCACCGCCGCCUACCUCGACGUCUUCUCCUCCAUCUUCGCCGUCGGUCAGGAGCUCAUCCGUCAGGGCUACAACCUCGGCGACUUCCCCAAGUCGUCUACGGAGCUCAUCGAUGCCGUUCUUAAUGAUAAGGAGGCGCGUGUUGGCUCCCCCUACCUCAACGUCGAGUACCGCAUGUCCGUCGAUGAGUACAAGGAGCUCACUCCCUACGCUGCCGAGCUCGAGGAGAACUGGGGCAAGCCUCCUGGCCAGCUCAACUCGGACGGUCAGAACCUCCUCGUGUACGGCAAGAAGUUCGGCAACGUCUUCAUCGGCGUUCAGCCUUCCUUCGGCUAUGAGGGUGACCCCAUGCGUCUCCUCUUCUCCAAGAGCGCCUCCCCCCACCACGGCUUCGCCGCCUACCACACCUACCUCGAGCGUGUCUUCGGGGCUGAUGCCGUUCUUCACUUCGGUACCCACGGAUCGCUCGAGUUCAUGCCCGGCAAGCAGGUUGGCAUGUCUGGCUCCUGCUACCCCGACCGUCUGAUCAACUCCAUGCCCAACAUCUACUACUACGCGGCCAACAACCCCUCGGAGGCGACCAUCGCCAAGAGAAGAAGCUACGCUGCCACCAUCUCCUACCUCACUCCUCCUGCCGAGAACGCCGGGCUCUACAAGGGGCUCAAGGAGCUCGGAGAGCUCGUCUCCUCCUACCAGGGUCUUCGCGAGAACGAGGCGAGGGGCCCCAGCAUUGUCAACUCCAUCGUCGCCUCCGCCCGCACGUGCAACCUUGACAAGGACAUCACGGACCUGCCAACCGAGGAGGAGGACGCCAAGGAGUUCACCCUCGACAAGCGCGACAAAGUUGUCGGCGCCGUCUACCGCAGGCUUAUGGAGAUCGAGUCUCGUCUCCUCCCCUGCGGCCUCCACACCGUCGGCGUCCCCCCCACCGCCGAGGAGUCAGUGGCAACACUGGUCAACAUCGCGUCCAUCGAUCGCCCGGAGGACGGAAUCAAGUCGCUUCCUCGCAUCAUCGCUGAGAGCCGCGGGAGGGACAUCGAGGACAUCUACCGCAACAACAACAACAACGUCCUCGCCGACGUGUCUCUCAACCAGGAGAUCACCGAGGCCGUCAGGGAGGCCGUCAGGGCUCUCGUCAAGCGCUCGACCAACAUCAACGGACGGGUGGAGGCAGUGAACCCCAUGGCCUCGGUCUUCGACUCCAUGACCGGUGGUACCCCAUGGAAGAAGGCUCUCUCGGCCAAGGGCUUCCAGGUCGAGGACUCUGCCAUGGCGCCGCUCUUCAAGUACCUCGAGUUCUGCCUUCAGCAGGUGGUGGCCGACAACGAGCUCGGAGGCCUCGUCGGCGCUCUCGACGGCAAGUACAUCCUUCCUGGGCCCGGAGGUGACCCAAUCCGCAACCCCGACGUGCUUCCUACCGGCAAGAACAUGCACGCUCUCGACCCUCAGUCCAUCCCCACCAGCGCCGCCGUUGACUGCGCCAAGUACCCUGAGUCCAUCGCCUUCACCCUGUGGGGUACCGACAACAUCAAGACCUACGGCGAGUCUCUUGCUCAGGUCCUCCAGCUCGUCGGCGUCCGCCCCGUCCCCGACUCCCUUGGCCGCGUGAACAAGCUCGAGCUCAUCCCCCUCGAGGAGCUCGGCAGGCCCCGCGUCGACGUGGUCGUCUCCUGCUCGGGCGUCUUCCGCGACCUCUUCAUCAACCAGAUGAAUCUGCUCGACCGCGGCGUCAAGAUGGCGGCAGAGGCUGACGAGCCUCUCGAGAUGAACUUCGUCCGCAAGCACGCCAAGGAGCAGGCCGAGGAGCUCGGCAUCUCCCUCCGUGACGCUGCUACCCGCGUCUUCUCCAACGCUGCGGGCAGCUACAGUGCCAACGUGGGUCUUGCGAUCGAGAACGGAGGAUGGGAGGGAGAGCAGCAGCUGCAGGAGCAGUUCCUCUCCCGCAAGGGCUACGCGUUCAACGCGGACAAGCCGGGCAUGAUGGAGCAGGCGCAGGAAGUGUUCAAGAGCUCCCUGAGCAAGGUGGACUGCACCUUCCAGAACUUGGACUCGUCUGAGAUCUCCCUCACCGACGUUUCCCACUACUUCGACUCCGACCCCACCAAGGUCGUCCAGGGCCUCCGCAAGGACGGCAGGAAGCCCACGUCCUUCAUCGCCGAUACCACCACUGCUAACGCUCAGGUUCGCACGCUCUCUGAGACCGUCAGGUUGGACGCGCGCACGAAGUUGCUCAACCCCAAGUUCUACGAGGGCAUGCUCAACAGCGGCUACGAGGGCGCUCGCGAGAUCACGAAGCGCCUGCGCAACACCAUGGGCUGGUCGGCUACAGCUGGGGAGGUUGACAACUUUAUCUACGAGGACGCCAACGACGUUUUCAUCAAGGACGAGAGCAUGCGGCAGCGGCUGCUUGAGACGAACCCCAACGCCUUCCGUGACAUGAUCACGACCUUUCUCGAGGCCAACGGGCGAGGCUACUGGGACACGUCAGAGGAGAACCUCGACCGCCUGCGCGAGCUCUACCAGGACGUGGAGGACCGCAUCGAGGGAGUGAUGUAAGCUGAGGCGCGAGGAGAGAAACGCAGCGCUCGCCGAUAGCGAGCAUGCGGUGAGAGACCCUUGCUAGGUAGAGGUUGUCUUAUUUGCAGUGAAGUGAACCAACUUAUGGAUC
This is a messenger RNA of Guillardia theta CCMP2712, 4337 nucleotides long. It is a transcript of the gene CHLH, whose product is annotated as H subunit of Mg chelatase. The record is from RefSeq and is a predicted model, not a curated record. The transcript has 7 exons. Gene Ontology annotation, molecular function: magnesium chelatase activity. NCBI's taxonomy places the organism in Eukaryota, Cryptophyceae, Pyrenomonadales, Geminigeraceae. Gene Ontology annotation, biological process: chlorophyll biosynthetic process. The coding region runs from base 62 to 4225 and encodes 1387 amino acids.